AGCGCGCACCGCGUCCACGCGGCAUCACGGCGGCCACCGUUAUGGCUAGUCCACGUAUAUCCUUUAUCGGGGAGAUGUCACUUGGUGUCCGCGACGCGCGACGGUAGGCGCCCUGCGACGACGGUGGCUGCUGCUCGACGUCCAGUCCCCGUAGUGGAUAAAGUGCGGUCGCCGACGGCGAGCGGGGGGUAGGCCACGUCGAGCACACGGAUCUCCCGCGGAUUCGCGCCUUUUCGCCCUUUUCGCCGUCUCCUCGCGACUCCUCGACUCAACCUUGGUGAACGAACGUUGGUGAACGAACGAGGCGGGACGGAAAGGGGCAGAGAGAAAUAACAGAGCGAUCCCUCGUCGAUCGAGGUUCGCGCGCGCGAUCUCUACGGCGAUCGAUGCGAACGAUGAGAACGUAACGUCGUCGGAGGACGAGGAUAGGAACGAGACAUAUCCUUCGUCUUCUCUGCGGCAUCUCUCGCUCGGCCGGGGCCCGGGACCCGGGACUCGGGGCACUUCCUCCGGGUACUCGCAAGGACUCUCGCAACCUCGCAACGACCACGCCGGUACCACCUGUACACCGAGCUCUGUAUCCCGCGUUACGUAACAUGGUAGAGAGCACUUAUGCGAGCGACUCGCCGAGAUCACGCUCGCCCAUGACGGAGCCAUCGAGUCCGCUGCACUCGGAUGGUCCCGGUAUAUCCGGCUACGGGCACAGCUAUCUGUACAGCUACUCGCCGGAACACGCGCAGAAUCACGUAUCGGCGGCGACGAGGCGCAACAAUCAGAACGAGACGGGCGCCGUCGAUGCCGCGCACGAGCGCACGUUCGCCAGGAGCCCGAUCGGCACGGAGGAGACGACGAUGCCGCGGCACCGCGGCCACGGCGGCGUCCGCGAACCGAUCGUUCCCUCGCGAUCCGCGACCGGCACCUCUGCCGCCACCAUGUCGUCCCCCACCUCGCUCUCCAUCGACAGCAUCCUGGCGCCGAGGCCGAUCGGCAACAUCGUCGCCCCUACGAGCACCACCACCGUCGCCGCGUCCGUGAUCCAGACGCCGGAGACGAUCGAGUCGGCGGCCGGCCGCACCACCACCACCGCGGCGAUGCAUCCGCUGCAACAGCAACUGCACCACUUGGCGUUCACCUCGGCGGAUUUUCUCGCCGCGGCAUAUCCAGGACUGUACCCCGGAGGUUACGUGGCGGCGAUGGCCGCCGCCGGUGUUUCCCUUCACGGACAGCCGGCUUUCUAUCACGCCGGCCAUCCCUACCAGAUAAACCCGAACAAUCCGGGAAUGGGCCCGAUGGCGAAGAGGAAACGUCGCCAUCGAACGAUCUUCACGGAGGAGCAGUUGGAACAAUUGGAGGCCACCUUUGACAAGACGCAUUAUCCCGACGUGCUCCUGCGAGAACAGCUAGCCCUUCAGGUCGACCUCAAGGAAGAAAGGAUCGAGGUGUGGUUCAAAAAUCGUCGUGCCAAGUGGCGGAAGCAGAAGCGUGAAGAGCAGGACCGUAUCCGGAAGCUGCAGCUGGAGCAGCGUCAGCGCACAGACGAUGGCGGCACCGCGACGACGGUGAUGGUGGGCGAUCGUCUGGGUCUGAGCAGGCAGCAGCAGCAGCAGCAGCAUCAGCAGAAGCUCGAGCAGGAUACGGACAGCUCCGACCUCGAGGUAGCGUAGGGGAACCGUGGUGACGACGAGACGCGACGAGUCUCGCCCAACGGUAAAUCGAGGAGGUCGAGGACGACGGAAGACGGCCCGGUGCUAUCGCGCUCUUAUCGACAAUUUGUAUGGGCAUGUACAUAGUAUGUGGUGACUGCGCUGUAAAUACCACUGUAAAUAUGACUAACGAUGAAUGUGUACAAUACCGAAAUAAAUUAUUGCAUCGAA
Solenopsis invicta (red fire ant) is the source of this 1874-nucleotide messenger RNA. It is a transcript of the gene Gsc, whose product is annotated as homeobox protein goosecoid. Gene Ontology annotation, biological process: regulation of transcription by RNA polymerase II. The record is from RefSeq and is a predicted model, not a curated record. NCBI's taxonomy places the organism in Eukaryota, Metazoa, Arthropoda, Insecta, Hymenoptera, Formicidae. Gene Ontology annotation, molecular function: DNA-binding transcription factor activity, RNA polymerase II-specific; RNA polymerase II transcription regulatory region sequence-specific DNA binding.